This is a messenger RNA of Aspergillus steynii IBT 23096, 1233 nucleotides long. It is a transcript of the gene nbp35, whose product is annotated as Fe-S cluster-binding ATPase. The record is from RefSeq and is a predicted model, not a curated record. Gene Ontology annotation, molecular function: ATP binding; ATP-dependent FeS chaperone activity; 4 iron, 4 sulfur cluster binding. Lineage: Eukaryota; Fungi; Ascomycota; Eurotiomycetes; Eurotiales; Aspergillaceae. Gene Ontology annotation, biological process: iron-sulfur cluster assembly. Gene Ontology annotation, cellular component: cytosol. The coding region runs from base 128 to 1159 and encodes 343 amino acids. The transcript has 2 exons.
CACUUCUCCAAAUUUCUCUUUGACUCUGCUUCAUCGACACAACCGUUCUGCUAUUCCUGAUACUCUAUUAACCUACUACUGGUGUCUGUAAUCUCUCCGGAACCGCAGCCAAUUUGAAUCUACGGUCAUGGCGCCCUCUCUCGAGGAGCCCGCGGUGGCCUCUUUCGAUGCGCCAUCAUCCAAGGCACCCAAUCUGGUCGCUCCCGAGCCAGAACACUGCCCUGGCCCCGAGUCCGAGCAGGCCGGUAAAGGUGACGCCUGCGCCGGUUGUCCCAACCAAUCGAUUUGUUCCACCGCCCCCAAAGGACCCGAUCCCGAUAUAGCCAUCAUCACCGAGCGUCUCUCGCAGAUCCGACACAAGAUCCUAGUUCUCUCCGGCAAAGGUGGCGUGGGGAAGUCGACCUUUUCCUCCCUCCUUGCCCAUGCGUUUGCGGCAAACCCGGAAUCCACCGUCGGACUAAUGGACACCGAUAUCACCGGACCUUCUGUCCCGAAAAUGAUGGGCGUCGAGGCGGAAACGAUUCAUGUGAGCAAUGCCGGCUGGAGUCCGGUGUGGGUGACGGAUAACCUGGGUGCCAUGAGCGUGCAGUUCAUGCUGCCCAAUCGGGACGAUGCGGUGAUUUGGCGGGGACCGAAAAAGAACGGUCUUAUAAAGCAGUUCCUGAAGGACGUGGACUGGGGUGAGUUGGACUACCUCAUCAUCGACACGCCACCCGGCACCUCGGACGAGCAUCUGUCGGUCAACUCAUUGCUGAAGGAGUCGGGUGUGGACGGGGCGGUGGUCAUCACCACCCCCCAGGAAGUGUCGCUGCUGGACGUUAGGAAAGAGAUCGACUUUUGCCGCAAGGCAGGGAUCCGAGUGCUCGGGUUGGUGGAAAACAUGUCAGGGUUCGUUUGCACCGGCUGUGGGCACGAGUCCAAAAUCUUCCGGGCCACGACGGGAGGCGGCAAGCGGCUCGCCAAGAAAAUGGGCAUUCCUUUCCUGGGAUCUGUUCCUCUCGACCCGCGAGUGGGCAUGGCCUGUGAUUACGGCGAAAGCUUUGUGGACAACUUCCCGGAUAGUCCGGCAUCGACUGCCAUCAAAGGGGUUGUGCGAUCGGUUGGCCAGCUGGUCGGCGAGGAUCCGGAGGCCGUGCUGCCCGACGAACUGAUGGAAUGAUUAUAUGCAUGCUUACUUACAUUUGAUUUUCUCCAGCGUGAUGCAUUGGGGCCGCCUGCUAAAGGGUAUGUUGG